UUGGUAUUUCGUGCACAGGCUUCCUCCAGAACGUGCGUCGGUCCUUUUAGCAAAAUGGCACCUAAACCGAAACCUACGGAUAAAGCAGGCAAGCCUGCUGAGAAGAAGACUGAGAAGAAGCCAGCUGCUACUGCCUCCAGUAGCAAAGUAACAAAGCCUGCGGCCAAGCCUCCUGCUGCAAAGAAACCAGCAGCUGCCAAGCCGACGGCAGCCACCAAACCUGCGGCCAAGCCUGCAGCAAAGAACGUACUAAAACUUACGAGCAAGCCAUUGAUUAGCAAGCCGAAGAAGAAUGUACAGGUUGCGAAGAAAACCCCCAAAGGUGGUAGGCCAGCAGCUCCCCUUCAGAAAGCUCUUAAGGCACAGAAAAAGAUCUUGAAGGGAGUGCAUGGAUCGAGAGUACGAAAAAUCAGGACGUCCGUCCAUUUUCAUAGACCCAAGACCCAGAGGCCAUCUAGGACGCCGAAGUAUGCACGUAAAUCGGUACCAAACAGGAAUCGCAUGGAUGCUUUCAACAUCAUCAAGUAUCCUCUGACGACGGAAGCGGCCAUGAAGAAGAUUGAGGACAAUAAUACCUUGGUCUUCAUCGUACACAUGCGCUCCAACAAGUAUCACAUCAAGGCGUCGAUCAAGAAACUGUACGACGUCGAUGUGGCUAAAGUGAACACCUUAAUCAGGCCAGACGGCAAGAAGAAGGCGUACGUGCGUUUGACGCGCGAUUACGAUGCAUUAGAUGUCGCGAAUAAGAUCGGUAUCAUAUAAAUUUUGCAUCUGGCUUGUAUAUUAUUCGAUAAUAAAGUACCAAUACGAUAAAUCA
This is a messenger RNA of Dinoponera quadriceps, 817 nucleotides long. RefSeq names its product 60S ribosomal protein L23a (gene RpL23A). The transcript is spliced from 4 exons. Gene Ontology annotation, cellular component: ribosome; cytosolic large ribosomal subunit. The record is from RefSeq and is a predicted model, not a curated record. Gene Ontology annotation, biological process: ribosomal large subunit assembly; translation. Gene Ontology annotation, molecular function: structural constituent of ribosome; rRNA binding. The coding region runs from base 55 to 762 and encodes 235 amino acids. Lineage: Eukaryota; Metazoa; Arthropoda; Insecta; Hymenoptera; Formicidae.